This is a messenger RNA of Protopterus annectens (West African lungfish), 1767 nucleotides long. RefSeq names its product ankyrin repeat and SOCS box containing 4 (gene ASB4). The record is from RefSeq and is a predicted model, not a curated record. The transcript has 5 exons. Gene Ontology annotation, cellular component: membrane; synapse; axon initial segment. Gene Ontology annotation, biological process: intracellular signal transduction; negative regulation of delayed rectifier potassium channel activity; neuronal action potential. Gene Ontology annotation, molecular function: transmembrane transporter binding. Lineage: Eukaryota; Metazoa; Chordata; Ceratodontiformes; Protopteridae. The coding region runs from base 53 to 1462 and encodes 469 amino acids.
AUUCUCCAUUUAUAAAUAGCACUGUGUUAGUGUGACUGAGUUAUAAGAUUACAUGGUUAACAGAAAUGUUAUUCUGUGCUUUUAUUGUAGGCCUGAUAAUGUGCUUCUGGUUUUGACUCAAGACAGCUACAUAAAAACAUUAAUUUUUAUACAGAACGCAAGACUUUUUCUGGGACGGGUUUUAAGAAUGGAGGAGGUGGUGACCACUCGUACAGCUGCUGCUAAACUACUGAAAAAGACUUUUCUCGAAGCACUGAUCUCAAACGACUUUGAAAAACUGGACUACCUUCUGUGCAACACAAAGCUUGAUGUGGAUACAGUGUUUGAGGUACCAGAUGAAAACAGAAUUCUAGCCUCCUACAAAAAAGGGUACUGGCUGCCUGAUUAUAAGCUUGCAGCAUCAUGGGCGACAGGCGUGCACAUAACUGUUAUGUAUAGACACUUACAGAGUUUAAUGGUAUUACUGGAUCACCAUGCUAAUGUGAACAGCCAUCCAAAUGGAAAAACACCAUUGCAUGUUGCCUGUGUGAUGGGCAGUGUUGACUGUAUAACCCUGCUUCUAAAUCAUGGAGCUAAAAUAAACAGCUUUUCCUUGAGUGGACAUGCACCUUUACAUUUUUGCACAACAAAGGAGAUGUUACCUUGUGCAAAACUACUCUUAAGCAGAGGUGCAAACCUUAAUGUGCACACAGAUGAUAACUUGGAAGAAACCCCGCUACACACAGCUACACGCCAUGGGCUUCCUGAACUAGUGGCAUAUUACCUCGAAUGUGGGGCUGAUGUUGAUAGCCGUAAUGCUUAUGGUGAAACCCCUCUUGGCACUGCUGUUUACUGGGCUUUGAAUUUAAAAGAUCUGGAGUAUAGCUCUGAUCACCAUUUGAUUUGCAGAAUGCUCAUAGAUGCUAAUGCUAACAUCAAUGCGAGAGAUGAAGAUUUCAGAUCGCCACUCCAUAAAGCAGCAUGGAACUGUGACCACAUCCUCAUGCAGAUGCUGCUGGAGGCGGGUGCAGAAGCCAAUGGCAUGGACACUAAUGGCUGUGCCCCUAUUCAGUACCUUUUGAAAGUGAUAUCUGUACGCCCUGGAGCCCAGCCUGAAAUCUGCUACCAGCUGUUAUUAAACCAUGGAGCUGCAAGAAUAUAUCCAUUACAAUUUCAUAAGGUGUUGGAGUCUUGUCACUCUUAUCCAGAAGCUGUUGAAGUACUCAUAAACUCAUAUGAACAUAUCAAAUCCACAAGAAAGUGGAGAAAGGUUAUACCUGGAGAUGUUUACAAGCAACAUCAGGCUUUUUAUGAUUCCUUGUUUGAAGUGUGCAGUAACACCCCACGUACUCUAAUGCACCUGGCUAGAUGCACCAUCCGAGCAACUUUCUGGAAAAGAUGCCACAAAAUGUUUCCAAUCCUGCCCCUCCCACCUCGACUGAAAAGAUACCUACUUUUAGAACCUGAAGGAAUUAUUUACUAAUCAUUUCCCUUUCCUGAUAUAUCAAAGGUCUUUGUUAUUAUGUGAAAGUUAAAUCUGCAAAUUAGGUGAUAUUAACCCUGCUCAUGUCCGGUGGAAAGAGAUCUGACUAAUGACAAACUGCAUACACAGGCUUGUUUUACAGCUGGAUGAGCUAUAAUACAUAUAUGUUAUAUAUAGUUAAUUAUACCAUUUCCCUGUGUUUCUGAGUUUUAUUACUUGCUGUUCCUGUAUAUCCCUAUUAUAUGUCACAAACAUGUAUACACAUAGUGCAUUUGAUUUAAUGGGAAUUAUUUUGUACAUAAAUA